CCUCCUCCAUCAGCUCGGCCGUCUUCCUCGAUCAGACCCCAAAAUGCCGGAGGAGACCGAGACCGCCGCCGCCUCGAACUCUGCCAGCGUGGAGGAGAAGCCCUGCUCGUCCGCCGCCGCCGCCGCCGCUGCAGACGGGUGAGUGGAGCAGCGGGUUGCUGCUUGGUGCUGAACGGGAUGGGGGGCAAACUUCAUCCGGGCGGUCAAACUUAUUUUCUGUAUGCUCGGUCGACUGUAAAUUACAAACCCCCCUCCUCCUCCUCCUCCUCUUCCUCCUCCCCGCGCAGCUCUGUUGACGUUAUGGAGGAGGCAAAGAAACUCCUUGGCACGGGGAACAGGCACCUGGUGAUGGGGGAUGUUGUUUCUGCUGUCAGUGUCUUCCAGGAGGCGUGUGAAAUGCUGGCUGCGAAAUAUGGGGACACUGCAGGUGAGUGUGGAGAGGCCUUCUUCCUGUGUGGAAAGUCCCUGCUGGAACUUGCUAGGAUGGAGAACACUGUCUUUGGCAAUGCCCUGGAGGGAGUUCCUGCAGAGACUGAAGAAAAGAAACCCAUCAACUCCAACACUGAGAGUGCUGACAACCUUGAUGAUGACGAUGAUGAUGAUGAUGACGACGAGGAGGAGGAUGAGGAUGGAGAAGGAAAUGCAGAGGACAAGGAAGAAGAGGAAGUUGAGAACUUGCAGUUGGCUUGGGAGAUGCUGGAGGUGGCUAAAGUCAUCUUCAAAAGAAAGGAGAACAAAGAGGAUCAGCUGAUGGCAGCACAGGCCCAUCUGAAACUUGGAGAAGUUGGUGCUGAAUCAGGUAAUUACCCUCAGGCACUGGAGGAUUUCCAGGAGUGUCUCGCCCUGCAGCUUAAGCAUCUCCCUCCCCACAGUCGCCUGCUGGCCGAGAGCCAUUAUCAUGUCGCAACUGUCUUGUGCUACAUGGACCAGUACAGUCAAGCCAUACAGCACUACAGCAGCUCCAUAAAGGUCAUCGAAAACCGCCUCGCCAUUCUGCAAGAGGUGAUAGAAGCAGCUGAAGGAGCUGAUGGGGUUGCAAAGGAGAGGGAGGAGAUGGAGGAGUUGAAGCAGCUCUUGCCUGACAUCACUGAAAAGGUGGAAGAUGCCAAGGAGAGUCAGAGAACGGCCAGCACUGCCUCUCAAGCCAUCCAACAGACAAUGGGUGGGGCAUCAACUUCAUCAGCAUUCCCUGGUGAAAAUGGGGGAUCUUCAUCGUCGGCAUUUGUAGUCAGUGAGAUCCCAGUAAGAUCAUCUGAUGGUACUUCAUCUUCAAAAGAGGUCUCAGACAUUUCCCACUUGGUCAGGAAAAAGAGGAAACCAGAGGAGGAGAGCCCAGUAAAGGACACUGAUGCAAAGCAGGCCAAACCGGAAGCUACAGUUAAUGGGAGUGAUGACUCGAGUGCCAGCAAUGGAGUCCAGAAGAAUGAGGCACAGGAGCCUGCCAAGCCAUCAGCCUCUGUAGAGUCUUCAGCAUGAUGGGAGCGUCCAAACACCUUCCUGAUCAUCAAACCAGCACAGCAUGCCUGUCCAGCCCCCUGUUCCUUCAGCAUUUUUUUUUUGUAAAUAACUUUCACUUUUGGAUUUGUCUGUCUAAUUUUUGUAUACUUGUAGUAUGAAAAUAAAAAAAAAAAUUGC
Molecule: messenger RNA, 1635 nt
Organism: Lampris incognitus (smalleye Pacific opah)
Lineage: Eukaryota; Metazoa; Chordata; Actinopteri; Lampriformes; Lampridae
Gene: nasp
Product: nuclear autoantigenic sperm protein (histone-binding)
Exons: 13
Coding region: 178-1476 (432 amino acids)
Biological process (GO): DNA replication-dependent chromatin assembly; CENP-A containing chromatin assembly
Cellular component (GO): nucleoplasm
Molecular function (GO): histone binding
Source: RefSeq, a predicted model, not a curated record